AUGACAAGUUGUAAUAAUCGCAAACACCACAAUCAUUAUUCUUAUCAUCAUCGUUCAACAUCCUCUUCUUAUUCCUCCUCCUCCAUUUACCAUGGAUCUUCUUCAUAUCCAUCAGAACAACCAUCACAACCAUCACAACCAUCACUACAACCCAAUAAUACAUCAACUGUCAGUAGUUCUUUAAAUGUUAAUCACUCUCCACAAAAAACUUUAUUUGAAACACCUACAAAACCUAUUCAAAUUCCUGUAUUUGCUCCAACAUAUGAAGAAACUUGGACACAUUGUAAAGUUGAAGGUCAACGAUUAAGAGAAGCAGAGGUUAAAUUAACGGAGAGUGUUAGAAAAUCACAAAUAGAUCUUGAUAAAGCAAGUUGGGAAUUGAAGAAAGUCAUUCAUCAAACUGCUUUGGCAACUAGACAAAUCGAAAUACUUUUCUCUAACAACGAAAAAGAAGUUGAAGCUUUAAAUAAAUUAGCAGAAAAAGAAAUUGCUGUAAACAAAGAAACAGGAAAUAUACAAGAUGGAAAUCAGCAGGGACAACAAGAUGGAAAUCAACAGGGACAACAAGAUGAAAAUGUAAAUUCAGGAAAAAUUGAUGACAUAUUUGCACAAUUAGAAAAUACCAAGAUAUCGAUUAAAGAAAAUCUAGAGAGAGAAGAACCACCAUCAUGUUGGUCAAGUGUUUUAAUGUAUUUUGUUUUGAAGAAAUGGUUGAAAGUAGUUUAA
Entrophospora sp. SA101 is the source of this 726-nucleotide messenger RNA. Lineage: Eukaryota; Fungi; Glomeromycota; Glomeromycetes; Entrophosporales; Entrophosporaceae. The record is from the annotation of a GenBank genome assembly.